AUGCCCGACUCCGCCCUUUUCUCGCCCGUCCGCGUCGGCCGCCUCGACCUCGCCCACCGCGUGGUCAUGGCACCUAUGACGCGCCGGCGGGCCACCGUCGACUACGUGCCCACGCCACUCAUGGCAGAUUACUAUGCACAGCGUGCAUCGGUACCCGGCACACUCCUCAUUUCGGAGGCGACGUCAGUGUCGCCACGCUCCGCGGCGCUUCCCAACACGCCCGGUAUUUUCACACAAGAACAAAUCGACGCCUGGAAGCCGGUCACAAAGGCCGUGCACGACCGCGGCUCGUUUGUCUACGUGCAGCUGUGGAUGUGCGGUCGGGCAGCACGCCCGGGCGCCGUCAAGCGUGGUGCACCAGUCUUGUCUGCCAGCGAUGUGCCUGUCGGCCCCGACUCACCUGUGCCGCGACCCUUGACCGAAGACGAGAUCCAGACGUGCAUCAACGACUACCGGCAGGCCGCCAUCAACGCCAUCGAGGCCGGCUUUGACGGCGUCGAGCUGCAUGGUGCCAAUGGCUAUUUGUUGGACCAGUUCACGCAAGACGUGUCCAACAAACGCACGGACGACUGGGGCGGCAGCAUCGAGAAGCGGUCACGGUUUGCCGUGGCUGUGGCGACGGCCGUUGCAGACGCCAUUGGCGCCGACCGCGUGGGCUACCGAGUCAGCCCCUGGAGCCGGCACCAUGGCAUGCGCAUGGCGGGUCCUGUUCCGCAGUUUACGGACCUGGUGACGCGUCUCAAGCCGCUCAAGCUGGCGUAUCUGCACGUCAUUGAGGGUCGUGUGCAGGCCAACGCCGACCUCCCGGCGCACCUUGUGGCCGAGCCGGUCGACUUUGUGGCGGAUAUUUGGGGCACGACAUCGCCCGUCAUUUUCGCGGGGGGAUACAAUGCGCAGACGGCGCGGGAGCGGGUGGACAGUGAGCAGGCACGAGUGGAGGCGGACGGAAAGGCACGACAGGCGCUGGUUGCGUUUGGACGGACGUUUGUGUCCAACCCGGACCUGCCACGGCGAGUGCACGAGUGGCUGCCCGUGGUGCGGUACAAUCGGGACCUAUUUUACGAGGUGGAGUCGCCUCAUGGAUACACGGACUACCCGCUGUGGGAAGAAAGUGGCGAGGGCGAGAAAACAGCCGUACGGACAGGCAGAGAUCACGAAUGGCCAGCAGCAACAGCGGGUGUUUUAGUUAUUAAUUAA
Molecule: messenger RNA, 1197 nt
Organism: Sporothrix brasiliensis 5110
Lineage: Eukaryota; Fungi; Ascomycota; Sordariomycetes; Ophiostomatales; Ophiostomataceae
Product: NADPH dehydrogenase
Exons: 1
Coding region: 1-1197 (398 amino acids)
Molecular function (GO): FMN binding; NADPH dehydrogenase activity
Source: RefSeq, a predicted model, not a curated record